AUGGCGUCGUCACCAUUCUUGCUACGCAUCUUAUCGAAGCCUGUUGAUGGCAACGUCGAGGCUUGGAGUGAAUGGUACACCUCGGAGGGACUACCUUCCUUAUUGACCAAGAUUCCAGCUUCCCGUGCUUGCUUUUACCAUGCAUAUAAUGACUUCGAGCUGAAGACCAAGACACCACUGGAGGGGAAUCAAACACAACUGCAUAGCGUGGAACUGGCACACUCUGAUCUCGAGCCUCCUAACGACAAGACCUGUCUAGCAAUGUGUCAACUCGACUCCAUAGACUCGCUACAGGAGAUUUUCAGUCUCAGUGACCUGACAAGGGAUGAUCCCAGCCACGACACAGUGUCGGAUAUCAGAGUUUAUGAAGUCAUUGAAGAUUUUGAUCCCAAAGGAAUUAGUCAUGUGCUUCCACCGUUCAUCCUGAACGUUCAAAACGAGCCUGCUGAUGCCGAUGAUUACAACAAAUUUUACCAUGAGGAGCAUCUGCAUAUGCUGAAUAGAGUUCCUGGGUACCGGCGAUCUCAAAGGUACGAACUGAUCAAGGGCCACGACGACUCAUCAUCAGAGGCGCCGAGAUUCAUGGCCGUCCAUGAAUGGGACCAUUUUGAUGCUCUCGACGGACCGGAGUUGCGGGAGGCUGAUGCCAGCCCCAACACACACCGUGUCUUUGGAAAUGCCAAACGCGUCAAUAUCCGGGGGUUCAAGAGCGUGAAAGGAUUUGGCGAUGUCAAAGAAUGA
Messenger RNA from Exophiala oligosperma, 741 nucleotides. RefSeq lists its product as uncharacterized. The coding region runs from base 1 to 741 and encodes 246 amino acids. The transcript has 2 exons. NCBI's taxonomy places the organism in Eukaryota, Fungi, Ascomycota, Eurotiomycetes, Chaetothyriales, Herpotrichiellaceae. The record is from RefSeq and is a predicted model, not a curated record.